Anopheles bellator is the source of this 1688-nucleotide messenger RNA. Its product is annotated as GILT-like protein C02D5.2. The record is from RefSeq and is a predicted model, not a curated record. NCBI's taxonomy places the organism in Eukaryota, Metazoa, Arthropoda, Insecta, Diptera, Culicidae. The transcript has 2 exons. Gene Ontology annotation, molecular function: oxidoreductase activity, acting on a sulfur group of donors, disulfide as acceptor. Bases 98 to 832 code for a protein of 244 amino acids.
UGAGCGACAAAUCAAGUUAGGGCGCCAUCACUGAAAGCAGCUAUCGUCAGCAAAAACCCGUUCCGUUUUAAGGUCCAUCGAUAGUACAAGAGAGAAAAUGUUCCAAAAACGGCAGCUUCGUUUUAUCUAUCUCGUCAUACUCAUCGUUGUAAUCGUGUUGAUUUACAAAAGUUUUACCAGUCCGCAUCGGUCGUCGUCGGAUGAGGAACACGGCCACGGGCCGAACGUCAGAGUGGAGCAAACGUCCGACGAAACGGCUUUAAAGCCGUCCGAUGCUCCGAUUUACGUGAUGGUGUUCUAUGAGGCAUUGUGCCCCGACUCGAAGUACUUUGUGGUGCGCCAGCUUCAGCCCGCCUUCCAGCGGGCCCCUUCGCUAAUGGAAAUUCAGUUCAUUCCGUACGGCAAGGCGACGACCACCACUAAACAGGACGGAUCGUUGGCGUUCGAUUGUCAGCACGGACCGAUCGAGUGUGAAGCAAACAUAAUCCACGCGUGCGUCGUCGAAGCAGUGCACGACGCGAAAACGCGGCUAGACAUGGUCGCCUGCAUGAUCCGCGAUAACAUUAUUCCACGGGAGUCCUUCCAACGAUGCGCCAAAGAGCACGGUGUAGAGAUCGAAUCGAUACAAAAGUGCUACGACAGUCCGCAUGGUGCCGAAUUGCUAAAGUUGCACGGCGAGGCGACACACGCACUGCGACCACAGGUUAGCUUCAUACCGACGAUCACGCUGGAUGGAUCGCAGGGCAAUCAGAAGACGAUUCUGAAGGAUCUGUUCGGCUCCGUGUGCCAGGUGGCUGCCGGCCGAGGGCCGCUGCCGGAUGUGUGCAAAUGAUAGCAGCUAGUGUUGCACUUUUUCGUCAGCUACUUGCAGACGGAGGUGUUGGACGAGUUCCGGCAGCUUCCGGGACAGUUGCGUCGCGGGGUGUACUGGCUGUUGAAUUAAACGCGCCCCAUUAGCUUCCUUCAAGGGACAAUGCAGAUCGCGCACCCAUACGUCCCCACAUUGAAAAGUCCAUGGCAUAUUUUUUUUUGUUAGUGAAUGGCCCCGGACGCGAGUUGCUACCUUAAACGGAUGUUUAUUUAUGUUUUCCUCCAUUUAUAGUCAUUUUUGUUUCUGUAACGAGUCCGUUGUGUUAAUUCAGAUAUUAUAGUGUCUGACUUCCAUGUUAAACUGUGCAUCCGAUUACCGAGUACGGGAAACAUCUUCCAUAUUGAUUGUUUCUAUUACGCGUUAAUAGUUAAUGUUCUACCACCCAACCUCAUCGACAGCAAGUCAAAUAGUCCAUACGAUCAAAUUAAAUAUUAGUCAAAUAACUUAAAAGGGGCAACACCGCUGAUCACUGAUCCGCCCCGACCGUAGCGUAUUAACAGAAACAGGUGAAAGUAUAAAAGUAGCACAAUUACCAAGAUUUCAGUUUUAGAAAAACAUUACCCGAAUGCUAUGCUCCUCGGCGCAAAUCGUGCAGAGUGUUGCAAAGAAACGUUGGUGUAAGUCAGUUGUGUCCAACCGUAGGAUACUAAGGACAAAGGCCCCAACCGGGUUACCGGUCAGCAUGAUCUCUGAGAGAUUCUUUCGAGUCGAGAAUAUUGCCCCGUCCCGAACAUUUGCAUUUCCGAUGGUUCUUUUUUGGUGAUAUUUAUGUUAGGUAGUGAACGAUUGAGGCUGAAAUUAUCGUUAAGAUUAGUAG